AUGAAUAGCUUACUCGAAGCCUUCAACCAUAUCUCGGCCCGUGCUGUAAAGGACUGGCCUGAGGGCGAUAAGGGAAACAGCAGUGACACCAUUUUCUCCGGAGUCCACUUCAACCUCACCACCCUAAAGUACUUCAACUACACCUUCUACAGCAACAAUACCAUCUCCAAUGGCUCCAAGUGUUACCUGACCUUCGAACCUUACACCCCGGCCUACGUCUUCGAGAACGGCACGUGGACCAAUGCUACUAAAUGCUAUACUGCCAUCGAUAACAUAGGAACUCGCGGGUAUGUUGGCAUUGGCUUUGCCGUUGCCUUUGGAAUUGCUCUUGUCCUCAACCUUACUGUCCUAGCCAAGCAUGGAAAGGUUUACACACAACGCGAUUCGCGCUUCUAUCCUGUUGGUCGUCGCUGGCAAUGGUACUGGGCUAUGUUUACUGCCGCUGCUGCUCUUAUCAGUCUCUUCGUUGGUGUCGAUAUCGAUCGUUACUAUUUGCAGGAAUUACCCAUUACUGUGAACGUCUUCUUCUGGUAUCUGCUCUGUAUGGGUUGCGUUGCUUUGACUUGGGAGGCUGUUCGUCAUUGGGGCUCCUGGCAAGAACGGCAGUUUGUUGAUCCCAACCCCUUCAUCGUACGCGACGACGAUCGUCGCGCUAAAGUCGAGUUCUGGCUGCCAUUGUGGUUUUACCUCUGGCUCUGGCUGAACUUCUUCAUGGUUGUUCCACGCAGUUGGAAGUUCACUCAACUACAGCACUCGGAAGAGCAGACGUUGGAGAAGGCAGUCCCGGGGGCAACAAGCACUCGGUUCAAGGCGGGUGCUUUCUGUCUCGUUGUCGCCUGGCUUACUAUUGUCUACUCCCUUUAUCACUCUAUCAAGCACUACAAGCCUCGACACCGUGGCGUCUUCAAUCGCGCCGUAGGCUUCCUUCGAUAUGUGCCUUUUCGCUUCUGGUUCCUUCUGCCCCUGUCAGCAGCCACCAUCGCUUACCAGGGCUUUAUCUCCUGGGAAUUUGACUACUCUAUCGUCAAGUACAACGGAAACAUACCUGUUAUCUACUGCUGGGGCUUCCUCCCGACUCUGCUUAUACUCUACAUCCAGUACCUCUAUGGGUUAUGCACCCCCAACGAAGAUAAGGCUCUUAUCCGCCAGCGACGUGAGCGCGGUGAGAUGCUUGACCGCGAACUUGGCAUUGUCAACAAGCCUGCUUGGUGGAAACGCGUCAGGGGCGACCAUCUACUAACCUUCAAGGACAAGCUUGCCCGUAACGUUCAUGAGAUCGGUGGUGGUAGAGCAACAGGGCGGCGUGUUGAGGAGGCAGCAGAGCGAGACCUGCGUGAGGAGGCUCUGGCUCAUGUCAAGAACGACGAUAUCGAGAUGGGCCACAUGCACCGCCCUCUCGAUGCCACCAACAACCCUAGAGUCGAUCGCGCUGGCGGUGCCUCCAUCAGCUCCAAUGCUUCACGGACAUUUGUCCAACCAUACACUGGUAAAAGCGAGCGCCGCCGUCAUGAGCGCCACGUGGAGGCUGUUGCCGGUGUUCUUUUCCCUAACAACCUUGCCGAGGACCGAGCCCGCCGCGAAGCGCAGCUCGGUAUCGACGGUCCGGCCCCUCCUCCAUACAGCGACAACGCCGCGGCUCGCGGCCGAGCUCCGGGGCGUCCCGGAUCUACUGGGCGCAGCAACAGCACCGAGACGACAAACUCCAUCACAUCUCCACCACAGCAAAUCAGGAGCAUGUUGGACAUUUGA
Fusarium sp. VM40 is the source of this 1749-nucleotide messenger RNA. The record is from the annotation of a GenBank genome assembly. NCBI's taxonomy places the organism in Eukaryota, Fungi, Ascomycota, Sordariomycetes, Hypocreales, Nectriaceae.